Messenger RNA from Aureobasidium pullulans EXF-150, 1998 nucleotides. RefSeq names its product alpha-ketoacid dehydrogenase kinase. Gene Ontology annotation, molecular function: pyruvate dehydrogenase (acetyl-transferring) kinase activity. The record is from RefSeq and is a predicted model, not a curated record. Lineage: Eukaryota; Fungi; Ascomycota; Dothideomycetes; Dothideales; Saccotheciaceae. Gene Ontology annotation, biological process: protein phosphorylation; regulation of glucose metabolic process. Gene Ontology annotation, cellular component: mitochondrion. The transcript has 3 exons. Bases 194 to 1504 code for a protein of 436 amino acids.
GCCCGAGGUGACGAAGUCGAUGAUUCUGAGCACGCUUGACUCACCACCCGUCUCUUCUCGUCAUACAACGCACAAGACAAGACCUAGACGUCAGAUUCGUCCUCUGCUGAGCACUCGCCAGCACACAGCUUGAGCUCGCGAGCUUGUCACCUCCUCCCGGAUUUCUGGCCGCAAGGCCUCGACAAGCCCAGCCAUGUCGUGGAAAAAGUCGACUGAGCUCAUGGACACGAUCCGCCACUAUGCCAACUUCCCUGCCACUGGUGUGAGCUUACGGCAGAUGGUCCAAUUUGGAGAGAGGCCGUCAGUGGGAACUCUGUUCCGCGCAUCGCAAUUCCUCUCCGAAGAGCUGCCUAUAAGGCUGGCACAUCGCGUGCAGGAACUCCAAGAAUUGCCCGACGGCUUGGGCGACAUGCCCUCGAUCGGCCGAGUACGAGAUUGGUAUGCCCAAUCUUUCGAGGAAAUCACCACUUUGCCCAAGCCCACCCUCUCGUCCGAGAUCCGCGAUCGCCUCUUGAAACCACAGAAUGGCAAAAACUCGCGCAUCCUGAGCGAGGCCACAAAGAACCCCAGCAUAAACCAGGGCCAGUAUCGCUCUCAGCUUCACCACAACAACCACGACCAUGGCGAAAACAGAAAGAACGCCCUCAAACGCUAUUACAGUGCUGGCGACGACACCAAUGACUGGCCGCCAGAGCUAAAUGACUACAACACCCGCUUUUCAAAGACUCUCGAGAAGAUCAAGCGUCGUCACGAUAGCGUUGUGACCACCGUCGCCCAAGGCAUCCUCGAAUACAAGCGCAAGCGUCAGCGAAUGCAAAUAGACCACAACAUCCAGGCUUUCCUCGACCGCUUCUACAUGUCUCGUAUCGGUAUUCGCAUGCUUAUAGGCCAGCACAUUGCUCUGACCGAUCAACGAGCUCAUUCGGAUCCUACCUAUGUCGGCAUCAUCUGUACAAAGACAAACGUGCGCGAUCUGGCCCAAGAAGCCAUCGAGAACGCUCGCUUCGUCUGCGAGGAUCACUACGGCCUCUUCGAUGCUCCCAAAAUUCAACUCGUCUGCAACCCCGACCUCAACUUCAUGUACGUUCCGGGUCAUCUGUCGCAUAUGCUCUUCGAGACGCUCAAGAACUCCCUUCGUGCUGUCGUCGAAACACAUGGACAAGACAAGGAAGAGUUUCCCGUUACAAAGGUCGUUGUGGCCGAAGGAAAGGAAGACAUCACCAUCAAGAUCUCUGACGAGGGUGGCGGUAUUCCGAGAAGCUCCAUUCCCCUUGUAUGGACUUACAUGUAUACGACUGUCGAUCAAACGCCUCAACUCGACCCAGACUUCAACAAAAGCGACUUCAAGGCUCCAAUGGCAGGCUUUGGUUAUGGACUGCCCAUUUCCAGGUUGUACGCCAGGUACUUUGGCGGAGACCUGAAGCUGAUCAGUAUGGAGGGCUACGGCACCGAUGUCUACCUCCACUUGAAUCGCCUGUCCUCCUCGUCGGAACCGCUACAGUGACAACGACCAGUCAUGAGGGAUGAAUGGUUUCAGCCAGUCAUCGACAGACCGAUGGUUGACGAAGGCUCACCAUCAGAUUUCCCAUCCCAAGGAUUGACGCGCCAGCCACAGAGAGCCCCCUCAAAGAAGCCCUCUAUGCAAAACAUAAGUCUGGCCAUGGCAUCUCGCGCUAUGAAGUUGAAGCGUGUCGCGACUAGAGAAGUCAGUGAACGUCGACAAGUCGGAGACGCCGAAGAGAUGGUCAAUGGACCGCAAGACAACAACUCAUCACCCUGGUGGAGGAAUGUUAGUAUGGAAGAGGGCAUGUAAGAGCGAUUUGCUAUGCUACGCUCUUAUGGCAUGCAACGCCUGUGUGCACAUUAUGCUUUCAUUUUUCUCUUUUUGUUAUUACGACGCAUGGCACAGGCGUUCAGGGUGGAUUAUAUUGUACAGAUUGGAAAGGACAUAUGAUCCAGUCUUUCUCUACAAUGAAUUGUUGUAUUAUUUUGCACAUU